UGGUUUUGUUGCAGCAGUCAUGCUGUGACGGCUGUCCUCUUCUCACUUUUUCUGUCCUCCCACUGAAAGUAACAGCUAAAGAAAUCUUUUUUUUUUUUUAAGGUAAAGUGUAUAAGAAAUAGUUAUUUUUUUGUCAGUCAACUUGUAGAGAUAUUAUCAGCUAUGGCAUUUGGAUAAGCUGUUCAUUUCUAUUUAUUUAUUGAUUUAUUUUCAUAAAAUAGCAUGUUAUGGUGAUGCCUGUCACUCUCCUAAACUUAUGUUUCUUUCUGUUGGUGUUGAAUGUAGAGUCUGUAGUCUCUGUCUGUGACAUCAGAGUGCAUACAAUCAAUUUCAGAUGCCAUCUUGAAUGGGAUUGCCCUGAUGCCAGCCCUAAGACCACUUAUACUGUACUGAGCAAGACACACGGUACGACAUGGACAAAUGUUUCAGACUGCAUCCAAAUUUCUCGGCAAAGCUGUGAUCUGUCACGUGUUUUUCCGAACAUACACAUCUACAGUGUCAUCCGACUGACAUCUGAACUUCCCUGGCUGAAUGAAACUCGGGGUUGCUCUCCUAUAACUGAUUCUGCUGCCAAAUUCACCCCGCCCUCCAUAACCAUCUCCAUGUCCAAUGGGAGUCUCUGGGUGACGGUACAUUUUCCUUGUGCUCCAUCCAUAAGCUGCUCGUUAGAAUAUGAUUAUUAUGAGGAAGAGAAGGAGAUGGGAUGCUCCUGUCCCCUAACGGAGUUUAAAAGUCUCUGGGCCACAGUCACUCUGUACAACGAACAGAACCUCUCAGACAGACAGGCACACACAGCUAUGGUGAUGCAUGAAACCCCAUUCAUGGUGGAAUUUGGUUUUCUUACACCAGGGCAAGUGUACUGUGCUGUGGCCAGCUUCACAGCUGAGGGUGUACUGACCUCUUCUCCCCCGAGCCUCCCGCAGUGCGUUUACAUACCAGCAAAUCUCGAAAGCCUCAUCGUCAUAAUUGUGUGUGCUGUUCUCAUCGUUCUUGGCCUAGUAUUUUUUCUGGUCUGGAGAAAGUGUGUGACUUCUGAACGUCCGCUGCCCAGAAAUUUGGCUUUACUUCGAGACCUGGAACUUCAGACUGAGACGUUCAUUGACUCCAGUAAGGUGGCACCACACGAGUGCUCUGAGGGUGACCACGUUUCUGUUGUUUCCUCCUCUGACUUCACACUCAUGGACAACCAUUCAUCUCACUACAGCACCCAAAGCCUGGGCAGAGGCUAUUACACAAGCCCCACCGUGCACAAUCCAGUCUGCACUCAGGAAUCUGUGGGGUCUGAAGAGCUGAGCACAGAUGUCCAACACGACGGGUGUCAUCUGUCAUCAUCACAUCCGAUUCUAGAGGCAGAGCUGGCAUGUCCACAGCAGAAUCAGUGUGAGGAGACUCCAAACAUCCCUCUGAGCUCAGUGCGAGUGAAACAUAUUCAACAGGGCGAGACGUCAGAUGAACACCCAGAGCAGUCUGAAGAUGUCAUAUGGGGAAAACUGACACCACUAGAAGACAUCCAAGCCGAUUGAAACUCCUGAUGUUUUUUUUUUUUUCCUAAAGGUUGAAUAUACUUCAGUUAAAGGCAACGUUUUUUAGACUCGAGAUAUGGAUUUGCUUUGGGUAUAUUUUUAAUACCCGCUUUAUUGGUGCUGUUGAUUUGUGAUUAGUGCGGUUCUGCCCUUUGUGAUUUAAAUUUUCUUAUAUUAAAUAUUAUAUAUCCUCCCUUUUAGUCUGGGUAAUUUGGGUCAGGUAAGAUUGAGUUCAGCAUUUAUUCAUUUUACUGGAAGGGAACACAUCAGUGGUCAAAUGUUGCUGACCUGAAUCUAGCAGUCAUUACUAUUAUUACCCUUUGAGGUUUGUUUGGGAUCCCUCCUACAGUUCAGUGACUUAGAGCACUAGAAAUCCUUAUGCUGUCCCUAUGAGGAGCAGGGUUGUUUUGGGGGUAACUGUGAGUAUAAGGUAUGCUUUCUGUAUGGCUUAAGUCAUUAUAAAAAAAAAAGUGAGUGAGACUCUAGGUUCUGGAAAAGUGUAUUGUAGCAGGCACUUUGUUUUGCAUUAAAUUAUGCAUGCUUCUUAUUUCCUCCUUUGUGAGAAAGUGUAUGUGGACUCGACUUAAAAUCUGUGAGGUCUAAUUGGUUGUUGAAUUUUGCUAUUGUAACAGUGAAGAGAAAGUUGUUGUUGAAUAAUAAAUACAGUAAGUUCACUGCUAUUCCACUCCACAGAUGACUCGAGUUUUAAAUGUCAAGUUUCUUGUUGACCAAAUGUAGCAGAAUGGAAAGAAGUAUGCAUGGGUUCAGCUUUAAUAAAACCACAGCCCACAAGCAUGAAAAACAACAUGCAUACACAUAUACCAUAGCCCCCCCAAAAUAAAAAUAAAUGCAAGCUAAACCUGUACUGAAAUUUCUUACCAAAUAUCAUACAUAUUCUUCAUCACUAUAUCUAUAUUUUUGGUGUCUUUCUUUAUAACUGCAAGUAUUAAUUGAAUGAUUUUUGGUUUUUAAAAGACAAAACUUGCAUUAGAGUUGGUCAGUGGGUUUAUGUUUAGACAUUGAUGGUGGGUGCAAGAUUUAAUCCAUAGAACAAGAGUCCAAGAAAAGUAUAAUAAAUGUUGAACUUCAAAUAACUAUACUCUCGUUCAAAACCAUUGGCAGAUUUCUAUACAUAAGCUGUGCCAUAGAGAACACUUCUCAUAGGGUGUAGUGACUCAAUAACUGGGUCACACGGAAACAUGCAUGUUCUCAUCCAGAGAAACCUUUAAAAUCACCAUAUGUAGCAGACGUAUCAGAAUGUAUCAUUGUCAUAGAAUAACUCACCUAAACAAAUAAUUGAGCCUAGUCAAGGGUUUCAUUUACGUAUUUAACUGAUUAUUAAUUUUCUCUAACUAUCAUUGUAAAACAUACCAAAAGACCAAACUGAAUUCUACUAACACGGACU
Messenger RNA from Carassius auratus (goldfish), 2928 nucleotides. RefSeq lists its product as uncharacterized. Gene Ontology annotation, biological process: cytokine-mediated signaling pathway. The transcript has 7 exons. Gene Ontology annotation, molecular function: protein binding; cytokine receptor activity. The record is from RefSeq and is a predicted model, not a curated record. Gene Ontology annotation, cellular component: plasma membrane. Bases 228 to 1523 code for a protein of 431 amino acids. NCBI's taxonomy places the organism in Eukaryota, Metazoa, Chordata, Actinopteri, Cypriniformes, Cyprinidae.